Molecule: messenger RNA, 1254 nt
Organism: Aspergillus melleus
Lineage: Eukaryota; Fungi; Ascomycota; Eurotiomycetes; Eurotiales; Aspergillaceae
Exons: 6
Coding region: 1-1254 (417 amino acids)
Source: RefSeq, a predicted model, not a curated record
AUGGCAGACGAGUCUACCAACUAUGACUCACCUUCCAGCGGACUGACUCCCCAAGAUGGGGUUCCUGGAAAUCCUCCUUUAUCUUUCACACUCAGUAGUUCAUCCGGCUUCGCUCAGUGGUCAGAUAUAUCUUCCCCUUUCUGUGCACUGACUCUCUCUUCUACUACCGUCAAAUCCGCUCCCUGCGCGGACGCCACUCCCGCCUCUGUUGAUACGAAAGAUGAGAUUGAGGAAGGUGAAAUACACGAAUUGCUGCCUAUCGCUCCUGACGUGAAUAUCGUACCUCAGUUCCAGUCUCAUCCGGGUCUCCUAUGUUUAGAGUCGCUUAACACCAUGGCUCUGAAUGAAAGUCAAGUAUUGUUCUACUUUGGAAUUCUCGCAGUACAGGAGUUUCUAUUGCCUCGCUUCGAAUUUGUGAAUAUUGGAGAGGGCUCUACCUGGGGUGUCACGCUCACUGUGACCCCGGAACAGGCCAAGGUUGAGGUCUGUCGCGAGGCUCUUGACAGGCUCAGGUCUAUUUACCCCGGCUGGAUCGUCCCGGAUGAGCCCAGCGAUUUGCCACCGGAUUCUGGUUGGGACUGGUGUGAACUUUUGCAAAAGUACUGUCUCUUCAACGGGUUGCAGAUUCCGAAGUACAUCAAGCACUUUCACGAGGGCGGCUACCGUCAUGAGGUUGAGCUAGAUGGCGUGACAUACUCUGGGGCCCUUAAGCCCUACUCCGAGGAGUCCGAGUCUCAGAAGGACACAGCGUUCAGGGCUCUACACGCAACCUUGGUAUCAACCCGAGAUGCGUUCUGCCAUGCGUUAGGACCACUGACUCUAGAGAAAUCCUACAAGGAAUUGCUGAGGCUUGUCCGAGAAGCACAUCCAUACAGAGAAGAGCAGCGCAAACCGGAUGCCAGAGUCGUGACGGCCAAAACUUUUUUGGAAGUUCGGAUGCCGAAGCUCGGACGACUAGAAGAACACUAUGUCAGCCCAAGGGGUCAGUGGCACGCGGACGCACUCUUCAAGAGUGAUCCGUUCCUCACUCGUGUCGGGCCCAUCGGGGAAGUGUCCACUGAGAAUUCUACCUGGAGAGAAGCCCAAGAGAUGUGUGCCCAGCGGGUGUCUCAGUACCUGAUCGACAUGGUCAAGAAGGACUUGCUGGUGGAACAAGCGGCAGCGAAAGUCCGCUUCGACCGAGAACAAUGGGGGACGAAAGCUGCGAAUAGGGCAAUGUUCAAAGGAUAUGUCGACUCAAUGCAGAUAGACUAG